Molecule: messenger RNA, 2284 nt
Organism: Gymnogyps californianus (California condor)
Lineage: Eukaryota; Metazoa; Chordata; Aves; Accipitriformes; Cathartidae
Gene: HEY1
Product: hes related family bHLH transcription factor with YRPW motif 1
Exons: 5
Coding region: 16-1008 (330 amino acids)
Biological process (GO): Notch signaling pathway; regulation of neurogenesis; regulation of transcription by RNA polymerase II
Cellular component (GO): nucleus
Molecular function (GO): DNA-binding transcription factor activity, RNA polymerase II-specific; RNA polymerase II cis-regulatory region sequence-specific DNA binding; protein dimerization activity
Source: RefSeq, a predicted model, not a curated record
ACCGCCGCCGCCGCCAUGAAGCGGGCGCACCCCGAGUACAGCUCGUCGGACAGCGAGGAGCUGGACGAGGCCGUCGAGGUGGAGAAGGAGAGCGCGGACGAGAACGGGAACCUGAGCUCGGCCGCGGGCUCCAUGUCUCCCUCCACCACCUCGCAGAUCCUGGCCAGGAAGAGGCGCCGAGGGAUCAUCGAGAAGCGCCGCCGCGAUCGCAUCAACAACAGCCUGUCCGAGCUGAGGAGGCUGGUGCCCAGCGCCUUUGAGAAGCAGGUAGCGCCCAGUGACCCUCCGCACUGCAUCCCCCGUGUUGCUGGGAGGAAGGGUCGCCCCUCUUUAACGUCUCUGGGUUCAGCCAAGCUGGAAAAAGCAGAGAUUCUGCAGAUGACUGUCGAUCAUCUGAAAAUGCUGCAUACAGCAGGAGGGAAAGGUUAUUUUGAUGCUCAUGCUUUGGCUAUGGACUAUCGGAGUCUAGGGUUUCGAGAGUGCCUGGCUGAAGUUGCUCGAUACCUUAGUAUUAUAGAGGGUCUGGACGCCUCCGAUCCUCUGCGAGUUCGACUUGUGUCUCAUCUCAAUAACUACGCCUCUCAACGGGAAGCAGCAAGUAGUGCACACACUGGCAUUGGACACAUUCCUUGGGGCAGUGCCUUUGGACAUCACCCUCACAUAUCUCACCCGUUGCUGCUGGCUCAAAAUGGGCAUGGUAAUACCAGUACUACAGCAUCUUCCACAGAACCACAUCACCAGACCAGAAUUGCCGCCCCACAUGCUGAAACUUCCUCACUCAGAGUGCCCCCAAAUGGCAGCGUUGGACCGGUGCUCCCCGUGGUCACAUCUACUACCAAACUGUCUCCUCCUCUUCUCUCCUCCAUGGCAUCGCUGUCUGCGUUCCCCUUUUCGUUUGGCUCCUUCCAUCUGCUGUCCCCCAGCGUGCUGAGCCCGUCUACACCAACGCAGUCAGCAACCCUUAGCAAACCAUACAGACCCUGGGGGACUGAGAUUGGAGCCUUCUAAAAACUAACUCUUUAGUAAGGGUGGGGAAGCCUACAAACCUAGCUGAGCUGGGUUAUGCCACGCUUAAAGUUGAAGUUCUUAAUAACUGGGACAAAGGUACAGCUUCACCUUAACUAAGUUUGUCUAAAAACUGUCUCUGGAUUUUUCUUUUUGUUUUCUACAUUUUUGUAUUAGCAGGUUUUUUUUUAAAUAGUUGCUGAUGUUGUCCAAAAAUAAAAUUACAAUAGUGGUUGUUAACACUUGUGUUAGAUCUGUGCUAAGCAUUUAAAUCACUUUUGUAAACAGUUUGUUUCAAAUGUUUCAUUUUUCCUGAGUACGUCAGACUGCCUUUUUGUGAAGAGGUAUCACCAAUUAUUGUUAGCAACGGCCUAGUUUAGUUACUAAUUUUUCCAAGACCACUCUUCUCAGCGUUAACAAGCUGUGUUUUUGUUAGUGUUUUGACAUUGAGAUGUUCUAUAAAGAAUUACUCUUUUUGUAAACUAUAUUUGAGUCUUAUAUUUCUGAACAAAGCGUUGACAAAUCAGAUGGACCAGCUUGACCAGCUUUAUCUAAGAGCCCAAUUUCUAUUUCUUGUGCAGUGGUUUGGUAUAUUUGGUGGUCUUAUUCUAGUCCCUAGUGGACACUUACUCACAUCUCAGAACCGCUACGCUAUUUUGUCCACCAAAAGGAGCAGUAUGUGCUUUAGAGCAAACUCUAGAGUGGGACGGUGCAAAAGCCAAAUUACACACUGUAUUGGCGGUGGGUUUAGUUGCUGGGGAAGUGAAGGGAAAAAAAAAGCUGUCACCUGCAGUAGUCUUCUGGCCGGAGCCAGUCAUAGGCGUACUCAUUUCAUAGGGCCAGAUUCUGCUUUGAGUUACAGUGGAGUAAUUGUUCUCUUACCCUGUAUUCUUGGGUAACUGAGAUCAGACUCUUUCCCUCUGUGAGCUUCAGAUUUGCACCUGAAAGGAAUGAUGCUGGUAUUUAAAUAGCCGAUGGGAUGGUACAGUGGGAACCCGUUCAGUGCACAGCCUUGUUGCUUAACAGAUGUAUCCUAACCGGUUGAUCUUUCUAUUGCGUUUUAGGUGCAGUUCAGUGCCUCUCCUCAUUUUGUAAGGGCUCUGCUGCAUUCUUAUGUAUGUGCUUGAGAGUGUGUGCGUGUACAUGUAUAUUUUGGUUGAUUUCAUGAGAAUCUUAAUCUGAACAGGUUUAUCUAGUGAGUUCCACUGGAUGGGGUUUGACUGCUCUUGUAUUCGUAUUGUGGCUAAAUAAAGGAGAAAGAACAAAGUAUUUUAAAUGA